This is a messenger RNA of Polyodon spathula (Mississippi paddlefish), 2390 nucleotides long. RefSeq names its product inositol 1,4,5-trisphosphate receptor-interacting protein-like 2. Lineage: Eukaryota; Metazoa; Chordata; Actinopteri; Acipenseriformes; Polyodontidae. The coding region runs from base 496 to 1986 and encodes 496 amino acids. The record is from RefSeq and is a predicted model, not a curated record. The transcript has a single exon.
UUGAUCAGAAACUGCCUCCAGCUUUCUAGGUUGGGAAAAAAGGGGUCUGUCUCUUUAAGCUGAGUGGGAGGGAGGGAGUUUGCCGGCAUUGGAGACUCAUAGGUUUUUUUUUGUUUUUUUUUAACUGAAAUUCUUCUGUUAGUCUGGUAUUUCCUCUGAGCUCACACAGAAAGUAGCACGAAGCCCGGCCCUGCAUUUUCCCUAUAGAAGAGGAAGUUUCAAAAUCUAAAUAAAAGAGGCGGAGGAUACAACUUUGGAAAGCAUUAUAUAACUUUAUCUUGAGGAAGAAAAAGAAGAAGAAAAAGAGGCUUUACAGGAAACUUUUUUGUGAAGCAGGAUCCUUAGGGAGUAUUCAGCAAAGGGAUUUUGUUGGGAAAGCGCUGUGAGCCUCUCACUUCCUUAGUCUUUGGUGACGCUGACUGAGAAUGGGCUAGUCCUGCUUGCCUGUGUGUCUAGUCUGGAAUUGUUGAUCAGAAGCAGGCAGCAUCAUUCAGGAUGACAGUGUACAUCCUAAACCUACGGGUCUUCUGGCCUCUGGUCACCUGCCUCUGCACUGGUAUGCUUUUCCUCCACCAGACUCUACGCAGGGGCCAGGAAUCAGGCCCAGAUGGGUGCUCUGAAAAGGACACUGGAACCCUCUCCCUUCUCAAACUUGCCCUUCCUAUUCUCCUCUGUUACUUCCUUAUCAAGUACUGCUCGUCCCCUCAGAGGAGGGGGAGAGGAAGGGAGAGGGAGCUCCCAGAGAUUCCCCAGCGACAGGGCCCAAACAGGAGAGAGCUGCUGGAGAGCUACUACGAGAGGCAGGUUCGACUGUCUCCUCAUGUUUUGGGCCAUAGCAAAGCCCAUGUGGCCAAGCUGGUGAGUGAGCUAGUGAGGGCUGGGAGGGCUGAGAUACCUCCGGAAUCCACACUGGCUUUCCGGGGCGACUUUGUUCAGAUUGGCAGUGCCUAUGAGGAACACAAAGUGAGCAGCCCUGACUGUUUCGAUAUUCUAGUGCCCCUGCGUCUACCCCGGGGCCUCAAACUGGAUUCACGGUGCAGCUCAAUGGGAGAGGGAGGAGGAGGGCCCCCACUCUGCAGUCUGGAGACCCCUAGGAAAUCAGAGUGGGCACGGAAACAACGGACUUUUGUGGAAAGCUUCCUAAGCGAGGAGGGGAGAGGAGAUGCUUACCGGCUGUCUCCGGCGCCCGUCCUGCGCUGGUUUUACCCCACAGUGCAACGCUGCCUGGGCGCCAUCCGCUACCCCUUCGAGCAGCGCUGCUACAUCAGUUUGUCGCUCACCGAGGAUCGCGUGCUCCUGCGCCUUAACCCACGCUCCGACUAUGUCUGCUGCCAUAUCUCCAUGGGAAUCCGCCUCAUCCCAGCCCUCCACCUCGGAGACGGAGCCUACCUGGUCGCCCAGCCCAAAACAGAGGUAACAGGGGGGAAGCAGGAGGCCUUGUGGACAGUCUACUUCCCCAAGCAGGAACAGAAGCUCCUGGGCUGGCUCAAGGGCAGAUUGCCGGCCAGCUCCUGCCACCUGAAAUGCCUGCAGAUCCUAAAGGCGGUGAGGGAGCUGAGUGGCCAGGUGUUGGACAGUAAAGGUGCAGCUGAAUGGAGGGCGGUGCUCUCCUCCUACGCCAUCAAGACGGUCUGGCUCCGGCUCCUGCUUACCUCUGCGCCAGAAUCCUGGGAAGAACGCCACCUUGUGGAGAGAAUGGAGGACCUGCUACGCUGCCUACGAGAAGCCCUGCACAGCCGACAGCUCGGCCACCUCUUUCUGGGAGGGGAUCCCGGCCUGCUACCAGAUUUCCUGUCUUUGCCUAAGCCCCUUAAGGAUGCCCCUCCUUCUAACCUGAUGGCAGGUUUCGACCUAUCUUCUUUGGACCUUGUCUCGGCCCGGCUCACCUACUCCUGGACGCACCUGCACAGGCUUAUCAGGCUGGGCAGGCCACAGCGGGACAGCGUGGGGAGGGGGGUGAGGUGUAAACAUCUGGAGUCCGAAUAACCUUUCAACCCCCUAUCUCUUGAGACAGAAGUUGUACCCUCCUUUGAUCAGGUCAGAUUGGCCAGUUUGUUUUUGGAAAGCAUUUAUAUUUUCUCAACCUGCACAAAAGUCCGGUAAAGUGUUAUUUGCUUCUUAAUUAUUAAUAUUAAGUUGUUUGCAGCCUAAGCUCCUGAUCACCUGAAAAAAACAGGACUCCAUGCUGAGAAUGUCAGUAUAACUUUAAUUUUCUUCAUUUUUAUGAAAUUAAAAAAAACAGAAAACCACAAUCUGGUAUCACUUUAUGAAAAUCAUGCAGAUUACAUCAGGCAAAUAUCACCUGUGUACCUGAGUACUAAUAGAGCUCUGGCUAAAAGUUUACCAUCACCUAGAAUUUUAGGAUUGAGACAUAAUAAUAAAAAAAAAUA